Mercurialis annua (annual mercury) is the source of this 1761-nucleotide messenger RNA. RefSeq names its product actin-7-like. Bases 141 to 1274 code for a protein of 377 amino acids. The transcript has 5 exons. Lineage: Eukaryota; Viridiplantae; Streptophyta; Magnoliopsida; Malpighiales; Euphorbiaceae. The record is from RefSeq and is a predicted model, not a curated record.
UCAAUAUAUAAAUUGGCAGUUUGUUCUCCACUAGCCAUUUUUAUCUCUCUCACAGCUUCCAUCGAAGGAGAAACCUCCGCCCCAUCUCUUUCGAUUCAGCUUCCAAUUUUUCCGAUCUCUCUUCAGAAAGAUAUUAGAAAAUGGCUGACGCUGAGGAUAUUCAACCCCUCGUUUGCGACAAUGGAACUGGAAUGGUGAAGGCUGGAUUUGCUGGUGAUGAUGCACCCAGGGCAGUGUUUCCCAGUAUUGUGGGAAGGCCCCGACAUACUGGUGUUAUGGUUGGGAUGGGUCAGAAAGAUGCUUAUGUAGGUGAUGAAGCACAAUCUAAAAGAGGUAUUCUUACCUUGAAAUACCCUAUUGAGCAUGGUAUAGUCAGCAACUGGGAUGAUAUGGAAAAGAUUUGGCAUCACACUUUCUAUAAUGAGCUGCGUGUUGCUCCCGAAGAGCAUCCAGUACUUCUUACUGAGGCUCCUCUUAACCCCAAAGCCAACAGAGAGAAGAUGACUCAGAUUAUGUUUGAGACAUUUAAUGUCCCUGCUAUGUAUGUUGCCAUCCAGGCUGUUCUCUCUCUAUAUGCCAGUGGGCGUACAACUGGUAUUGUGCUUGAUUCUGGUGAUGGUGUGAGUCACACUGUGCCAAUUUAUGAAGGUUAUGCUCUUCCUCAUGCCAUUCUUCGUCUGGACCUUGCUGGUCGUGAUCUCACUGAUGCUUUAAUGAAGAUUCUCACGGAGAGAGGUUACAUGUUUACCACCACUGCUGAACGGGAAAUUGUCCGUGACAUGAAGGAGAAGCUUGCAUAUGUUGCCCUUGACUUUGAACAGGAGCUUGAGACUUCCAAGAGCAGCUCCUCUGUUGAGAAGAACUAUGAGCUUCCCGAUGGCCAGGUCAUCACCAUUGGAGCUGAGAGAUUCCGUUGUCCAGAAGUCCUGUUCCAGCCAUCUCUAAUUGGAAUGGAAGCUGCGGGUAUUCAUGAGACUACAUAUAACUCUAUCAUGAAGUGUGAUGUUGAUAUCAGGAAGGAUCUUUAUGGUAACAUCGUGCUCAGUGGUGGUUCAACUAUGUUCCCCGGCAUUGCUGACCGUAUGAGCAAGGAGAUCACUGCUCUUGCUCCCAGCAGCAUGAAGAUUAAGGUAGUGGCACCACCCGAGAGAAAGUAUAGUGUCUGGAUUGGAGGAUCUAUCCUUGCAUCCCUCAGUACCUUCCAGCAGAUGUGGAUUUCCAAAGGCGAGUACGAUGAGUCUGGUCCAUCCAUUGUCCACAGGAAGUGCUUCUAAGCUUUACAAGUGGUUUUGAUGGUGAGUUCGUUUUCCAUUUAGUUGGAUUUUUUCGUGUCAAGGUGUCAUGUGAACUCAAAUAUGUUUGACCUGGGGAAGUAUCGAGAUAGAGUCAGUGAAGGAGUUACGUACCGAUACCCUGCCAUCUUCGUUAUUUAUGCUGUUAUUGCUUCAAGUGAAAGAUCUAACUGUAAGUCACUUUGGAUGUGGUGGGCUGACAAUUCGGUAUUCAAGAGUCUUUACUUCCUUCACAAUCUUUGAUGCUUCAACCAUAUCUUUUAUUAGGAUGCUUGUAGCUGGAGAGUGAUUGUGAUGCUUUUAUUUUCUUUUUCAUUUUAAUUUUCCUGUUGUUUGAAUAUUUGAAGCUUUUUUUUGUCUCCCUGGGAACAUUUAUGUUAAUAGUGUUAUUGUAGGAUAAUUUUUAUCCAGUGUCAGUUUGCGGGCAUAAACCUUAUUGAAGUUAUAUUUAAUAUUUUGUUUGAAACGA